Messenger RNA from Rotaria sp. Silwood2, 831 nucleotides. The record is from the annotation of a GenBank genome assembly. NCBI's taxonomy places the organism in Eukaryota, Metazoa, Rotifera, Eurotatoria, Philodinida, Philodinidae.
AUGCGUCGUGAACGGUUUUUAAUAGCAGAACAAAAAGCAGAAAUACGUCGUCAUAGACUAGAACAUCAAAGUUUAAAUACAAAUGAACAAGAAUUUCAACUAUCCCUAACUUUACCAUUCAAUGAUUUAUAUUUAAUAUUAGAUCAAGAACUUUCACUUUUUUCUCAAUGUUUACAAGAACAUGCUGUACAAUCUAAAAAAGCGUUACUGAGUCCAAAAGAUUUACAACGUGUAGAAUCAAUACAAUUUUUCUAUCAAAAACGUAUUGAACUUGUUCCACUUAAAAGACUUUUAACAUUUUUUAAACAAAUAUCAGAAUUGAAUGAAUUAAAUGUUGAUGAUAGAGUUACAUUAAUUAAAUUUAAUCUUCUUCCACUUUUAUGUAUUAAUUGUACACUUUCAUAUAAACCUGAAACAAAUCAAAUAAUUGAAAUUGAUUCCGAUGUACCAUGGGAUUCAUCUGUAAUUCAAAUAGUUUAUGAUAUGGAUGGUUACAAAGAAAUAAAAAAAAUUUUUGAUUAUUUUUUAUGUAUUGCAAAAUAUGAUCAAAACAUAAUUCAAUUAGCACUUAUUACUUUUAUGCUUACAAAAGGUUUUUCAGUAGCUGCAAUCAAUGAACCAAUAUUAAAUGAUUCUAUAUCUGUAUAUUGUGCACAAAAUUAUUUUAUAGAACUUUUAUGGAAACAUAAGGAAACAGUUCAUGGAUCCGAAAUAACUAUUCAAAUAUUUAGUAAACUUAUAGCACAUUUUAUGACAUGGCAAGUAUUACAAAUUAAAAUUCGACGUAUUAUUGAACAAAAUUUAUUGUCAAUAAAUAUUAAUGAAAUAUGA